UGCCGCCAUUUUGUGGAGAGAGUGUGGGACUAGCAGUCUCUUCUUGUUCGCCUCAGUUUUCUCCGCAGGAGGUGCUGCCCGCUGCCAUGUUCACCGCUCGUAUGGCUGCUGCCCUCGCCCAUUCCCUGCUGCGGCAGGUCGGCUUGAUUUCCAGAAACACCCAGGGUGCAGCAUUUGUUGCUACAAGAAAUGUCCAUACCUCUAAAACAUGCUUUCAGAAGACUGGUACUGCUGAGGUAUCCUCUAUUCUUGAAGAACGUAUUUUGGGAGCUGACACCUCUGCUGAACUUGAGGAGACUGGCCGUGUGCUCUCAAUUGGUGAUGGUAUUGCCCGUGUAUAUGGCCUAAGAAAUGUCCAAGCAGAAGAAAUGGUUGAAUUCUCUUCUGGAUUGAAAGGAAUGUCCUUGAAUUUGGAGCCCGACAAUGUUGGUGUUGUCGUGUUUGGUAAUGACAGACUGAUCAAGGAGGGGGAUGUUGUGAAGAGGACUGGUGCCAUUGUGGAUGUUCCAGUUGGGGAAGAGCUGCUGGGCCGUGUUGUAGAUGCCCUGGGCAAUCCAAUUGAUGGGAAGGGUCCUAUUACAUCUAAGAUGCGUAGAAGAGUUGGCUUAAAGGCCCCUGGGAUCAUUCCCAGAAUCUCUGUGCGUGAACCUAUGCAGACUGGUAUUAAGGCUGUGGACAGCUUGGUGCCCAUUGGUCGUGGACAGCGUGAGCUGAUCAUUGGUGACAGGCAGACCGGGAAAACUUCGAUUGCAAUUGACACAAUAAUCAACCAGAAACGAUUUAAUGAUGGGACAGAUGAGAAGAAGAAGCUGUACUGUAUCUAUGUUGCAAUUGGCCAGAAGAGAUCUACUGUUGCUCAGCUGGUGAAGAGGCUCACUGAUGCAGAUGCCAUGAAGUACACUAUUGUGGUAUCAGCCACGGCAUCCGAUGCAGCACCCCUGCAGUAUCUGGCUCCCUAUUCAGGCUGCUCCAUGGGGGAAUACUUCAGAGACAAUGGAAAACAUGCAUUAAUCAUUUAUGAUGACUUAUCCAAACAGGCCGUUGCCUAUCGCCAGAUGUCUCUGCUGCUGCGUCGACCACCUGGUCGUGAAGCCUACCCAGGUGAUGUGUUCUACCUGCACUCUCGUCUGCUGGAGAGAGCAGCCAAGAUGAAUGAUUCCUUUGGAGGUGGCUCUCUGACAGCCUUGCCUGUCAUUGAAACUCAGGCUGGUGAUGUGUCAGCUUACAUUCCAACCAAUGUCAUUUCCAUCACUGAUGGACAGAUUUUCUUGGAAACUGAGUUGUUCUACAAAGGUAUCCGUCCAGCCAUCAACGUUGGUCUGUCAGUGUCCCGUGUAGGUUCUGCUGCUCAGACCAGGGCUAUGAAGCAGGUGGCAGGUACCAUGAAGCUGGAAUUGGCUCAGUAUCGUGAAGUAGCUGCCUUUGCUCAAUUUGGAUCUGAUCUGGAUGCUGCCACACAACAGCUGCUGAACCGUGGUGUACGUCUGACAGAGCUGCUCAAACAAGGACAGUAUGUUCCCAUGGCUAUUGAGGAGCAGGUCGCGGUCAUCUAUGCUGGUGUCAGAGGUCACUUGGACAAGCUGGAACCCAGCAAAAUCACUAAAUUUGAGAGUGCUUUUCUAGCUCACGUACUGAGUCAGCACCAGGUCCUCCUCUCCACAAUCAGAAGUGGCAGACACCCUUCAGCUCGAGCUAUUUUUGAAAAUCACAGCACAAUCCCAGAAACGCAGUUUCAGUGCUGUCAUGUGCUGUGUGUCAGCACUGUGGUGACACCUGCUUCCCCAGUCUCCUCUUUUCUAGACUAAACAGCACCAGUUCCUGCAGCCUUUCCUCGUAUGAAAGAUGUUCCAGUCCUCUGAUCAUCGUGGUGGCCCUGCACUGGACUCUCUCCAGAAGUUCUCUGUCCUUGAGCUGAGGAGCCCAGAACUGGACACAGUACUCCAGAUGAGGCCUCACCAGGGCAGAGUAGAGGGGGAGAAGAACCUUCCUUGACCUGCUGGCUACAUUCUUCUUGAUGUAUCCCAGGAUGCCAUUGGCCUUCUUGGCCACAAGGGCACAUUGCUGGCUCACGAUUAGUUUAUUAUCAACCAGCACUCCCAGGUCUCUCUCUGCAGAGCUGCUCUCCAGGUCAGUCCCUGGUCUGUCCUGGUGCAUGGGGUUGUUCCUUCCCAGAUGCAGGACUCUGCACUUGUCCUUGUUGAACCUCAUGAGGUUCCUCUCUGCCCAACUCUCAAACCGGUCAAGAUCUUGCUGAAUGGCAGCACAGCCUUCUGGUGAAUCAGCCAGUCCUCCCAAUUUGGUGUCAUUGGCAAACUUGCUGAGGGUACACUCUGUCCCCUCAUCCAGGUCGUGGAUGAAGAUGUUGAACAAGACUGGCCUCAGAACCAGUCUCUGUGGAACUCCACUGGCCACAGGACUCCAACUUGAUUCUGUGGCACUGAUCACCAUUCUCUGGACUCUGUCAUUCAGACAGCUCUCGAUCCACCUCACCGUCCACUCAUCCAAGCCACACUGCUUGAGCUUUCUGAGGAGGAUGUUAUAGGAGUCAGUAUCAAAAGCCUUGCUGAAGUCAAAGUAGAUGACAUCCGCUGCUCUCCCCUCAUCUAGCCAGCUGGUUAUGCACUCAUAGAAGACUAUCAGGUUGGUCAAACAGGAUUUCCCCUUGGUGAAUCCAUGUUGACUCCCCCUGAAAACCACCUUUUCCUUCAUAUGUUUAGUGAUGACAUUCAGGAAGAGUUGUUCCAUCACCUUUCCAGGGAUGGAGGUGAGACUGACCGACCUGUAGUUUCCUGGGUAGUCCUUCUUGCCCUUUUUGAAGACUGGAGUGACAUUGGCCUUUCUCCAGUCCUCAGGCACCUUGCCUGAUGAGCAAAAGCAGACAUACAGAAGGGAAAGGCCUGAGAAAGUUAAAGACAUGAUUCACUGUAAACUAACACCAUGUUAAGAAACCUCAACUCACUGGAAUUCGAACCACUUGUUAGUAAAGGCCUUGAAGACCCUGAAAGCUGAUAACUAAGAAGCUGGUGUGCAGACAGCUGCAGAUAAGAAGGACUUGGAAUGUGGAAAACAGAAUUGUUUGCAUCCUGCUCCAUGGCAUGAAAAUCUACCAGAGACACUGAACAAGUGUAAGCUCGAAGAGGACUUAUUUCAAUACAGAGUGGGGAUAGGUCAUGAAUAUGUAAUAGGCGCUUAUGCAUACCCCUACCUGUACCCUAUAAGUAUCCCUUUGUUAGACAAUAAUGUAUGUGACGUGUGCAGAAUUAUCUCCUUCACAUCCACUGGCACAAUACAUACUUGCUGUAUAACCCUUAACUGUGUUAUAGAGUUUGUUCCCUGAGU
Colius striatus (speckled mousebird) is the source of this 3339-nucleotide messenger RNA. RefSeq names its product ATP synthase subunit alpha, mitochondrial-like. The record is from RefSeq and is a predicted model, not a curated record. Gene Ontology annotation, molecular function: ADP binding; ATP binding; proton-transporting ATP synthase activity, rotational mechanism. Gene Ontology annotation, biological process: proton transmembrane transport; proton motive force-driven ATP synthesis. The transcript is spliced from 13 exons. NCBI's taxonomy places the organism in Eukaryota, Metazoa, Chordata, Aves, Coliiformes, Coliidae. The coding region runs from base 87 to 1805 and encodes 572 amino acids.